AUGGCUUCAACGCCUCCACACUGUUCAAUCACAGCGACAAAGCCGUAUCAAACCCACCGAUACCCACAAAACCAGCACCUAAAAUCUCAGCGCCAGAGCCGCCAAAGCAAUCAAUGGACGAAGCAACAAGUUUCUCUCCCAAAGCCUUUGCCUUUACCAUCCCAAGCACCACGCACUGCCGCAAAAACACCCACUGCCACACCCACUUCCUCCUUUUCCUCUCUCUGCCCUCUCCCUCAUCCAAAAUCCGAUCUUGUCACCGCUUUUUCGGGCCGCCGCUCCACCCGAUUCGUCUCCAAAAUGCACUUGGGCCGCCCCAAAACUACCAUGGGAUCCUACCGCUCUCCUCUCGCCGAGGAGGCCCUGCACCAAGCCGUCCAAUUCGGUAACGACGAUCUUGCUCUUGAUGAUAUUUUGCUUAGUUUUCACUCCAAGCUUUGCGGGUCUGAUGAUUACAUUUUUUUAUUUCGAGAGCUUGGGAAUAGAGGUGAGUAUUGGAAAGGGAUUCGGUGCUUUGAGUUUGCAGUGAGGCGUGAGAAAAGGAGAACUGAGCAGGGGAAAUUGGCUAGUUCUAUGAUUAGUACUCUUGGUAGGUUAGGAAAGGUUGAGCUUGCUAAGAAUGUGUUUCAAACGGCUGUUAAUGCGGGGUAUGGAAAGACUGUUUAUACGUAUUCAGCGUUGAUUACCGCUUAUGGGCGAAAUGGGUAUUGUGAGGAGGCUAUCAGAGUGUUUGAGUCGAUGAAAGAUUCGGGCUUGAAGCCGAAUUUGGUUACUUACAAUGCAGUGAUUGAUGCGUAUGGAAAAGGGGGAGUGGAGUUUAAGAGGGUAGUGGAGAUUUUCAACGAGAUGCUGAGAAAUGGGGAGCAACCGGAUCGAAUCACUUAUAAUUCGCUCCUAGCGGUUUGUAGUCGAGGCGGGCUGUGGGAGAUGGCUCGAAACUUGUUUAGUGAAAUGGUGGAUAGAGGAAUUGAUCAGGAUAUUUAUACGUAUAAUACCCUUAUAGAUGCGAUUUGUAAAGGUGGGCAGAUGGAUUUGGCAUAUCAGAUUAUGUCCGAGAUGCCUUCCAAAAAUAUUUUGCCCAAUGUGGUCACUUAUAGUACUAUUAUUGAUGGGUAUGCUAAGGCUGGUAGAUUAGAAGAUGCACUAAGUUUAUUUAAUGAAAUGAAGUUUUUGGCCAUUGGUCUGGAUAGAGUUCUGUAUAAUACAUUGCUUUCACUUUAUGGGAAGCUUGGUAGGUUCGAAGAUGCUUUGAAGGUUUGCAAGGAAAUGGAAAGUGUUGGGAUUGCCAAGGAUGUUGUAUCUUAUAAUGCACUUCUUGGUGGGUAUGGGAAGCAAGGGAAGUAUGAUGACGCUAAAAGAAUGUACAAUCAGAUGAAAGAAGAACGUGUAUCACCUAACAUAUUAACUUAUUCAACAUUGAUUGAUGUGUAUUCAAAAGGUGGUUUGUAUAUGGAGGCAAUGAAGGUUUUUAGAGAGUUUAAGCAGGCAGGGCUGAAGGCUGAUGUUGUGCUUUAUAGUGAACUUGUCAAUGCUUUGUGCAAAAAUGGACUGGUGGAAUCUGCCGUUCUGUUGCUUGAUGAGAUGACCAAGGAAGGGAUUCGACCUAAUGUUGUCACUUAUAAUUCAAUAAUUGAUGCUUUUGGUCGGUCAGCAACAACAGAAUGUGCAGCUGAUGCUGCUGGUGGCGGCAUUGUGCUACAGACAGAAUCUUCAUCUUCAGUUUCUGAAGGGGAUGCCAUUGGGAUUCAGGUGGGAGAUAGGGGGGAUAACAGAUUUAUGAAGAUGUUUGGGCAACUUGCUGCUGAGAAAGCAGGUUAUGCAAAAACAGAUAGGAAGGUUAGACAAGAAAUCUUGUGCAUUCUGGGCAUCUUUCAGAAGAUGCAUGAGCUAGACAUCAAACCAAACGUUGUCACAUUUUCUGCCAUUUUAAAUGCUUGCAGCCGUUGUAAUUCUUUUGAAGAUGCUUCAAUGUUAUUGGAGGAACUCCGGUUGUUUGAUAACAAAGUUUACGGUGUUGCCCACGGACUUCUCAUGGGCUACAGGGAUAAUGUAUGGGUUAAAGCUGAGUCUCUGUUUGAUGAAGUUAAGCAGAUGGACUCUUCAACUGCAUCUGCAUUCUAUAAUGCUCUGACCGACAUGCUAUGGCACUACGGACAGAAACAAGGGGCGCAACUGGUUGUGCUUGAAGGGAAGCGCCGAAAUGUAUGGGAGAGUGUGUGGUCGAAUUCAUGCUUGGAUUUGCAUUUAAUGUCUUCUGGGGCUGCCCGGGCAAUGGUUCAUGCAUGGUUGCUCAAUAUACGCUCUAUAGUGUUUGAAGGCCAACAACUGCCGAACCUGUUAAGCAUUUUGACAGGGUGGGGCAAGCAUAGCAAAGUAGUAGGUCACAGCACCUUAAGACGAGCUAUUGAGGCGCUUCUUACCAGCAUGGGUGCACCCUUUCGGGUUGCCAAGUGUAACUUGGGUAGGUUUAUAUCAACGGGAUCCAUGGCUGCUGCCUGGUUAAGAGAAUCCGGCACAUUGGAGGUGCUUGUUCUUCACGAUGACAGGACUUGCCCAGAAAGUGCAGAUUUGGAGCAAACCUCCAAUUUGCAAGCCCUCGCCUUGUAG
This is a messenger RNA of Prunus armeniaca (apricot), 2607 nucleotides long. Lineage: Eukaryota; Viridiplantae; Streptophyta; Magnoliopsida; Rosales; Rosaceae. The record is from the annotation of a GenBank genome assembly.